Messenger RNA from Planococcus citri (citrus mealybug), 2153 nucleotides. RefSeq names its product proton-coupled amino acid transporter-like protein pathetic. Lineage: Eukaryota; Metazoa; Arthropoda; Insecta; Hemiptera; Pseudococcidae. The record is from RefSeq and is a predicted model, not a curated record. Gene Ontology annotation, biological process: amino acid transmembrane transport. The coding region runs from base 391 to 1815 and encodes 474 amino acids. Gene Ontology annotation, molecular function: L-amino acid transmembrane transporter activity. The transcript is spliced from 11 exons.
AAGAAGGUACAAAUGAAAAAUGCGAAGAGAAGGGACACGACUGGAACGUGGUGAUAGUCUCAAUACAAUAAGUCGCGGUUUGAACUCGUCGAAUUAGUAUUAUUUUAGUAAAUAUUAUUUAUUUAGUUCCGAAUAUUUUUUUAAAAAUAUCUGCGCGUUUUAUAUUUUUAUUAAAUUUUUACUUUGUGCCGUUUCACAUUCGAUGACUUACUUAUCGUUAGGUAAUUUAUUUGAAAAAUAUUUUUCAAAGUGUGAUAAAUCGCGAUCGAAUAUCUAUUACGAAAAUUAAUAUCAGAAUUCAACCACGUCUAUUUAUCCGAGGAAUACAAGUGCUGAUAUCAGUAUAAUUUAUGCAGUAUUCAGAAAAGUCAAUUAUAAAUCAAAAACAAAAUGGUCAAAGAAAACAAUGGAGGUCAGCCAAGCGAAAUGGACACAUUCUUGUCACCGGACAAACAAGUGACUGUAGACCUUUUAGAUGACUCUACCAAGAUUACCAUUCGUCCUGCACAAAAGAAGGAAUUAUUAAAUGGCAACGAUUACGUUAAUUAUGAUCCGUUCAAAACGAGAAAUCUACAAAAUGCUACAACCGAUUCCGAAACUCUUACUCAUCUGCUGAAAGCUUGUCUAGGUAGUGGUAUAUUAGCUAUGCCAAGUGCAUUUAAAAAUGGAGGAGUAGUAUUCGGUCUUUUUGGAACUGUGAUUAUAGGAAUUAUUUGCGCUCAUUGUGCUUACAUAUUAGUGAAAUGUGCACACAAACUUUAUUAUAGGACUAGGGUUUCAUCUCUAACAUUUUCCGAAGUAGGUGAAGUUGCUUUCGCCAAUGGUCCUAGAUUCUCACAAAAAUUUGCUAAACCCGCUAAGUUAUGCAUUGUGAUAGGUAUUUUUUUAACGUAUUUCGGCACAUGUUGUGCUUAUAAUGUGAUAAUUGCUGGAAAUUUACAACAGGUUAUUCAAUUUCACGGUGUGGGCAAGACGGUUGAUAAACGUUUAUUUAUUGCUGGAUUGCUGAUACCUUUAAUUUUGCUGAGUUAUGUUCCUAAUUUGAAAGCAUUAGCUAUUUGUUCUCAAAUUGCCAAUGUUCUGAUGGGUUGUACCAUUGGUAUUACGUUGUAUUAUAUCUUCUCUGGUGAUCCAUUACACAAUCCAACACAAUUACCACCAAUUGCUGAAACACACGAAUUACCAGAAUUUUUCAGUCUGGUUAUUUUCGCCAUGGAAUGCAUUGGAGUAAUUAUGCCUCUAGAAAAUAAUAUGGCUACUCCCAGACAUUUUCUCGGCAAAUGCGGAGUGAUGAAUAAAGGCAUGUCGUUUGUAACGAUUGUCUACAUGUUGUUAGGUUUUGUUGGAUAUUUAAAGUACGGAAAUUCAGUUUGCUCAGUAAUCACUUUGAAUUUGCCGGAACAUGAAAUCGCCGCCCAGUGUGCCAAAGUUUUUAUUGCCUUUGCAGUAUUUUUCACGUAUGGAUUACAAUUCUACGUAUGCCUAGAUCUAAUUUGGAAUGGUAUUAAAGACAAAAUUUCCAAAAAUGGAAUGUUUUAUAAUUAUUUAAUCAGAACUAUCCUGGUGAUUUUAUCAGUUGCCGUAGCUGUUGCUGUUCCUAAAAUUUCGCCAUUUUUGACAAUAGUUGGUGCUCUGUUUUUCUCUGCUUUAGGACUGAUUUUUCCCGUUAUCAUUGAAACAGUUGUAUUUUGGGAAGAAGGAUUUGGAUUCUUAAAAUGGAAAUUACUCAAAAAUGUAUUUAUCAUAGUUUUUGGCGUUUUAGCCAUGAUUUUUGGUACUAAUUCGGGAAUUCAAGAUAUAUUACGUCAUAAUUGAAAGUAUUUCUGCUCAAUGCAGUUAUUGUUGGAUAAUGUUUUAAUUCAAAUUCAACAGUAAUAAUUUUUUUAAUGUUUUUUUUAUACAUAAUUAUAUUAUACUUGAGGCUGUUAAUAUUUACUGUUAUUUGGUGAAGAUUUUUGAAAUGAUUUUAAUUUUUUUCCUUUCAAAAUCACGACUUGCUGAAGUAAAUUAGUCUCUGUAUUAAUGUCUUAUUUUAAUAAGUGUACAAAUAAAUCAUGAAAGUAUCAUUAUUAUGUUAUUUUGAAAUAAGUUUUGUAGUAUUUACGUAAUGAGAAAAAAAAAACGAGUAAUAAAUAUGUUUUUUUGUUUUGUAA